GUUUGCGCCACGGAUUUUGUACCAACACCGAGUGAAAUACUAUCGGUGAAAAGCGAAGCAUAAAGUGUUCUUCUCUACAUCGACAUUAUUGUCAUGAACGAGUUAAAAGCAAUUAUUCGCUCGCUGGCCAUUUCUAGUGCCAGCGGAAUGUCUUUGUCGCAACUGGAUCACGACUUCAAAAGUCUCGAAGGAUACAGCAUUCCGUACCAGAAACAUGGCUUUAAAUCUCUUUUUGCUAUGCUACGUACACUGACCGAUGUCGUACAAGUGAACGGAGAUGACCAGAAAAGCACCAUUCAUCCAGUUACCACCGAAAAAAAUCAACACAUACGCUCGUUGGUAGAAAAAAGUAAGAAAAGCAAGAAACGUAAGGUAACUUCGUGCAAUCAACAGAGUUCUACAACGCACUUGCCCAAAAGCAAAUGUUAUAAUGCGACUAAAAGUUAUGAAAGCAAGCCAGUUGCGAUAAAAAGUUAUACAAGCAAAUCUUCUAGUGCAAUACAAAGUAAUUGCAGCAAAACAGCAAAUGCGAAACUCCAACGAAAUAACAACAGUAGUACAAACCAGUACAGAAAAGCGAAUCGCGAAAACUCAGUGUACAGCACGUCAACUGCACAACAGAAUGGCCAAUAUAAUUGGAAUGAAUUGUUGUACAACAGAUCAUUGAAUAAUCUUUACCAUCAAACAGCAAACACGUCGUAUUGUAAUAAUCAACAGUACUACCAAAAUAAUAUGCACCAGUCUAGCCAGCAGUACUACCAAAAUAAUAUGCACCAGUCUUGCCAGCAGUACUACCAAAAUAAUAUGCAACAGUCUAACCACCAGCAGUACUAUCAAAAUUAUGCGCAACAGUGCAACCCACAGUAUAACCAAAAUUAUGCGCAACGAUGCAACCCACAGUAUAACCAAAAUUAUGCGCAACAAUGCUACCAACAGUAUAACCAAAAUUAUGAGCCCCAGUGUAACCAACAGUACUACCAAAACAAUGCUCAGCAGAAUCAACAGUACUACCACAAUUAUGUGCAGCAGUGCAACCAACAAUACUACCCAAAUAAUAUGCAGGAGUACAACAAACAGCGCAAGCGAAAUGUGAAGCAACAGUCGUCCACUGCAAGGAACAGUCGUCACAACCAAGCGAUUCCCCAAAAUUACAACAUGAAUAACUAUUCCGGUUAUGUUAUGCUGCAGGAGGAGGAUAUCCAAAUCAAUGGAACUACGGCAUGGGAAACUCCAUGA
Molecule: messenger RNA, 1236 nt
Organism: Anopheles moucheti
Lineage: Eukaryota; Metazoa; Arthropoda; Insecta; Diptera; Culicidae
Product: GATA zinc finger domain-containing protein 14-like
Exons: 4
Coding region: 94-1236 (380 amino acids)
Source: RefSeq, a predicted model, not a curated record